Chara braunii is the source of this 6012-nucleotide messenger RNA. The record is from the annotation of a GenBank genome assembly. Lineage: Eukaryota; Viridiplantae; Streptophyta; Charophyceae; Charales; Characeae.
AUUUGCCUCAAUAUUGGAACGUCCAUGCAGGGAGGACCGCAGCCUUGGGGCCUUCUUUAGCAGGGCAUCCUAAGCAAAAGAGAACAUCUUCACAGCUGUCCAGGCUUGAUUCAUCUGUAUCCGAGAGUUCUGACACUACACCAACAACCGGGCGAGGCAGCAUGCCAACACUUAUGGAACAACAGUCUUUUGAUGAAGGUGGCACCAGACUCGAGGAUACACCAUCAGCUUAUUUUGAGCUGGAGCUCACAGAAGGUCUCCGAGAUCCGAUUGUGAAGGCAGCAGGAGCUUCUGGACCGUCGGAUGGAGGAACCCCUGUUCGUCAAAAAGGAUUCUGGAGACGUCAGUGGAGGCAAUUUGUAGAUGAGAUGUACGAGAAUUAUGCUAUAAUCCGUGACAAGUCUGGGCGUGAAACACCAGGAUUUUUUGCGCAGCUGCUGCUGGUCAUGCGAAGGUGUGGUAAACAGAGAUUAAGGGAGCCCUUACUGCAACUCCAGGACUAUGUCAUCCUUCUAAUCACGGGGUUGGUCAUGGGUCUUCUGAACCCAGUGAAUGAGAAUACCUUGGGAGCGGAUAUCUACCCAAACACCAUGUUGGCUGUCAGGGGAGGAUGGGUUGAGUUGCGAGGGGAGCAAGAAGUCAGAAGGCAAGCAUGGGUGAUAGCCAAGGUCAAGGUAGAAGGGGGACUUGCGAGUGGAAGGGCAAACGGCGUUGUUGUAGGCAAUCUCGGCGGCGGUGAGCAGCUGAUCCCCAUCGUGAUUGUGGGGAUGACAAUACUUCCGCAAGAUUCUUUGGAGAGUAUCGUUCAUCUUCUCGAUCUGUCCGUCGGUUUGUGGAUGGAAUGCAGUGUUGUACCUGAGCGUGGUUCCGUAGGCAUUGAAGAGCUGUUUCCAGAAUUGGGAGAGAAAGUGGGGGUCACGAUCACUGAUGAUAUUCUCGGGGAGGUCGUGGUGUCUGGAGACAUGGUCGAAGAAGAGAAUGACAAUGUCUUUGGCGUUGUGCGAGGUGGUACAUGGGAUGAAGUCACGUUUGGUCAGGCGGCAAACAAUAACGUAGAUGCAGUCAUGCCCGAGGUCGGCUUUGACGUCAGCAAGGAGGGAAGGCCAAUGGAAAUAACGGGAGAUGGUAUCAAAGGUUUUCUGGAAACCAAGGUGGCCAGCGGUCUUGGCGUCGUGGUGCUUGGCCAAGAGCUGGGUGCGGAGGCCACGGGCGUCAGGGAUGCAGAGUCGGCGGGUGCCUUUGGUUUCACUGUAGAGAAGGUUGUCGUGGAGGGCGUAGCCGGAGACGGGGUCGAGGUCACGGAAUUUGUUGUAGAUGGUGGAGAAGUCGGGGCAAGAGAGAAUGGCGAGAACUUGGCGGAGAUGAUCAAGGUGGGACUCGAAGGUGGGGCUAAAAACAAGGAUGUCGUCGAGGUAGAUCACGACACAGACUUCGAGGAGGUCGCAGAAGAUGUGGUUCAUGGUGGAUUGGAAUGUGGUGGGGGCGUUGGUGAGACCGAAAGGCAUUACGAGAAACUCGUAGUGCCCGAAGCGGGAGCGGAAGGCGGUUUUGUGGGUGUCCUCCUCGCGGAUGCGAAUCUGGUGGAAGCCACUGCGAAGGUCGAUCUUGGUGAAGUAUUUGGCUCCACGGAGGCGAUCAAGAAGUUCAGAUAUCCGAGGAAGCGGAUACUUGUUCUUGAUCGUGAUCCGGUUCAAGGCGCGGUAGUCCGUGCACAUGCGGAGUUCCGAGGUGCCGUUCUUCUUGACGAAGAGACAGCUGGUACCGAAGGGGGAGGAGCUAGGCUUAAUGAAUCCUUUUUCAAGGAGUUCAUUGAGCUGGCGCUUCAUUUCUUCGGCCUCGGGGACGGAGAGCUGGUAUGGGGGGCGGCAAGGGGGGAAGUGGCCGGGCUCGAGAUCGAUGGUGUGGGAAACACCUCGGAGGGCGGAGAUCUGAGGGUCGGAGGGGGGGUCUUGGUCGGGUUUGUCCGUUGGAAGCAAGUCCUCGGGACGGUCGCGGUCAAUGACAAGGCAAUAGUAGGCGGAGUCGAGGUGCGCACGGGUCAUGUGAAGAAAUUGGUGAGGGGAGACGGGGGAAGGGGUGGAGGGAGGGAGAAGGUAGGGGAUGUCAAGGGGUGGAUCGGGAGGGAUGGAGAGGGGGAUGAAAGAGGGGUGGAAGGUAUAGGGCAUGUAGCGGUCGAGCCAAGGAGUCCCGAGUACGAUGUCGCACAUGAGGUGCAUGACAUCGAAGGAGACCUGACUGCGAAGAGGGCCGACAGUCAUUGUGGUAUCGGGGACGGAGGUUGCGGUGGGGAGCCAAUGAGCGAGGGGCAUGUUGUGGAGGUCGAAAGCAUUUUGGAUUUGAGAGAGGAAAAGGAGGACGUCCUUGUGGGGAAGGCCAGAGAACGUCGCGAUAUCGGUGGCGCAGAAGGAGCGGGGAAUGUCCCCGUUGCGAGCGACGAUGCAAGCGAGGUUGUUGAAGUUGCGGUUGUCAGGAGAGGUUUCGUAGCAGGUGUGAUCCUGACUGCGGUCACCAAGGAGGUAGCAAGAAGGAUGUUGGGGUAUGGCGGGGUAAACGCCCGGACUUGGGAUGACGACGACGGAGAUCUAGGCAGCGACGAAGACCAUGGCAACGGUGAAGGUCACGACAGCGGCAAGAUCACGGCGGCGGCGGUAGUCACGGCGGCGACGAAGGUCUUCGGCAACGACGAACAUCACGGCGGCGUCGAAGGUCACGGUGGCGAUGGGGGAGCGAACUGCUCCGAUACCAGUGUAGAUUCUGCCGUUGCCGUAACAAGCAACGAGGCACGAAAUUCUGCAAUUGUUGCAGCCCCAAGAUCAGAACCAGCGGGUGCUGGUCCCAACCACGUCGGUGCCUAUGUGGAUCGAAAGGCGGUGCAAAUACCGUCUAAGUAUGAUGGCAAAGAAGACGUUGAAUCCUGGAUCAGCUCCAUGAGGGCAUACUUUGAGGGACCUGAUGCUAAGAAAGUACAGGUUGGGGGUGGCUUGUUGACCAUGGCGGACUUGGAAGCCAUGAACAAGGAUGACUUCUCCACGAUCGGGGCGUUCGUGCAUGAGUUCAAGAAAAAGGCAAGGAAGGUGCACGGGAUUUCGGAGGAGGCGCAGUGCGCCACAUUUUUGGGGUUGCUUACGGACACAGAAGCCUCAGAGUUGACAAAGCAUGGGGAAGGGAGUGAGAAGCUCACCUGGGCAACCAUUGACAAAGGAGUGGAAGAAGGGAGCCAGGACCAGGUGGAGCAUCACCAGAUGCGGCUGCAGAGACGUAAGAGAAAGGAAAGGGACGCUUCCGCAUCCGGGACCCCAGGGGUGAAGAGGAUCGUCACGGAUGUGUUGGCGGCGUUGGGGUACGAUAACGAGGCGGAAGUGCAAAAAAGAGGAGUGAUCGUGGCCCAAGGCCGGGCGUCAGGGGCAGUAGAUGAAGAGGCUGGACGCGAAGACUACGGCGGAGAGGAGACGGGUUCCCAGGCACCUGGCCGAGCACCUCCUCGAAGGGAACCUGAGCCUGAGCGUAGGAAAGAGGUGGUGGAGGUUCAGGAGGAGGAAGAGGAAGGUGAUGACGAAGAGGAUGAGAGGCUCCGGCAGGAAGAGGACCGGCGAGCCGAGCAAAGGGCCAAAACGAGAGGAGUCCAAGAAGAGGCUGAGCCAAACCUGCGCGACGGCGUGCCAAAAAGGAAGAAGUACGCGGUCCGAAUGGAGGAGGGUUUUGAUGUGGAAAGGAUGGUGGAUCGGCUCUUGGAAGGUCAUAAUGACCUUAUGAACUUGAAGGAUAUCCUGGCCUCUGCCCCGAAGCUGCGCGACAGUUUGAAGGGCCGUCUCUCGCGGAGGUUGGUGCCCAAUGUCCAUCUGAGUACAAUCCUGCCGUGCGGGCUGGUGGAUCUGAAGGUGAGAGAUCAGCCAAGCAUUGCAAUGGUGGACAUGGGCGCCGAAAUGAAUAUUAUUCGGGAGCGAGACGCGACUAUGCUGGGUUUGGAGGUUGAUCACUCGGACCAUGGGGUGUUGCAUGGUGCCAACUGCAAGGCAAUUUUCUGCGGCACUGCGUCCAAUGUGAUGGUGGAAAUCGGGAGGGUGAGGGCUCGGACUUGCUUCUUUGUUAUACCCGACGUCGAUCACCCCAUCCUUUUGGGGAGGUCGUUCCUCUGCAGGACGGAGACUUUAGUCUUCAACAUGCAUGAGAGGACCAUGAUCUUGGCCUUGUCUGAUCCGGCCUGUGGGAACUAUGAGAUUAUCAAGUGCCGGAAUACGGGGCCAGGAAGUUGGAGGAAUAGGCCCAACCUCGGCUCCUUUACCUUCAAGGAGUCCGAGUAUGCGCGACGAAGACUCCGGGAGGAGCUCGAGGAGGAAGGAACGGCCAAGGUACUGUCGCUGAGCCUUAAUGAUGUGAACAAGGCAAUGAAGGUGGUGGCGGCGCAUGACAUGGCAGACCCCGAGGCGAUAAAGGCGCUAAGGGAACAGGUCUUGGAAAGCCCUCAAGUUCUGAGCCUGCUAGAGGAGCACAACCUGACGGCGAGUGGUCCCAAGUCGAAGCAUUGCAUGAGGGAGGCCACACUUCUAGGCUUUGUCUAUAAUGAGAAGGGGCGAAGGCCAGAUGUAAAGAAGACUGAUAAGAUCCUUGAGUGGUCAGUGUCGUUCCACUUCAUAACAGACGUAAGGAGUUUCCUAGGGACUUGUGGCUUCUGGAGGAGCUUCGUGAAGGACUUUGCCGCUAAGACAGAGCAUUUGAGAAAGUUGGUGCAUCAGGACCAGGAAUGGUUUUGGGGUGAAGAUCAGGAAAAGGCAGUGGAUGGGAUGAAGGGCGAAUUUAAGGAAGGAGGUUUGGUAUUGGGGGCGCCAAAUUAUGAGGCCACAGAGGAAAAUCCAUUCAUUGUCGAGACGGACGGACGCUGGGCCAACCGCUCUGGGAGGGGUCCUAAUUCAGGCAGACGCGGAGGGGAAGGAGAGGCCGCUAAGGCAGAAGGGUCGGGUGUGGUCGGCUAUGGUGGACGGGUGUGGGCGAUGGAGGAGGAAGAAGGGUCGAGGGUGGUCGGCUAUGGUGGACGGGUGUGGGUGAUGAAGGACGAGGGAGGGUUAAGGGUAGUCGGCUAUGGUGGACGGGUGUGGGUGAUGGAGGAGGAAGAAGGGUCGGGGGUGGUCAGCUAUGGUGGACGGGUGUGGGUGAUGAAGGACGAAGGAGGGUUGAGGGUGGUCGGUUAUGGUGGACGGGUGUGGGUGAUUGAGGAGGAAGAAGGGUUGGGGGUGGUCGGCUAUGGUGGACGGGUGUGGGUGAUGGAGGAGGAAGAAGGGUUGGGGGGGGUCGGCUAUGGUGGACGGGUGUGGGUGAUGGAGGAGGAAGAAGGGUUGGGGUGGUCGGCUAUGGUGGACGGGUAAGGAAGAAGGGCUGAGGAUGGUCGGCUAUGGUGGACGGGCGUGGGUGAUGGAGGAGGAAGAGGGUCGGGGGUGGCCGGCUAUGGCGGGCGGGUGUGGGUGAUGGAGGAGGAGGAAGGGUUGGGGGUGGCCGACUAUGGUGGACGGGUGUGGGUGAUGGAGGAGGAAGAAGGGUUGAGGGUGGUUGGCUAUGGUGGACGGGUGUGGGUGAUGGAGGAAGAAGAAGGGUUGGAGGUGGUCGGCUAUAGUGGACGGGUGUGGGUCAUGGAGGAGGAUGAAGGGUUAGAGGUGGUCGGCUAUGGUGGACGGGUGUGGGUGACGGAGGAGGAAGAAGGGUUGGGGGUGAUCGGCUAUGGUGGAUGGGUGUGGAUGAUGGAGGAGGAAGAAGGGUUGAGCGUGGUCGGCUAUGGUGGACGGGUGUGGGUGAUGGAGGAAGAAGAAGGGUUGGAGGUGGUCGGCUAUGGUGGACGGGUGUGGGUGAUGGAGGAGGAUGAAGGGUUGGAGGUGGUCGGCUAUGGUGGACAGGUGUGGGUGACGGAGGAGGAAGAGGGGUUGGAGGUGGUUAGUUAAACCACCAGUACUUGGGGCCGGCCUUAGCGUUAACGCUACGAAAAUUUCGCGGCCUGCGUGCCGUGGAUAAAUCGAAUCCACAGCC